AUUUUUCCUACCACCAACACGAUGGAUCAUGGAGAAAUGCGCCAAAACCAACGAUCACCCCCCCCGGGCCUAUCUGCUCGUCUGCGUUUGCCCCUGCAACCAACUGGGAAGUCUCCGCCGCCAGCCACCAUGCGCAGCGUGUUACGGAUUUUGUUUGUAGAAAACUCGGAGCUCGCUUGCAAACACGACCGCACUUGGAAACUCAAACUCAAACUCAAAAGAUACGAGUUGAAGAUGAGGAGAAUGAUAAUGCCCAGUCGGGUGCGACGGGAUUGGAUUCGAUCGCACCAGAUAAAAGUUUGUGGAGAAAGAGAAUUCCAUGGCAAAUCCUACGGCUUUUAAGAGAAUGACUGUUAAUGAGA
Messenger RNA from Drosophila pseudoobscura, 362 nucleotides. RefSeq lists its product as uncharacterized. The transcript is spliced from 2 exons. The record is from RefSeq and is a predicted model, not a curated record. The coding region runs from base 22 to 342 and encodes 106 amino acids. NCBI's taxonomy places the organism in Eukaryota, Metazoa, Arthropoda, Insecta, Diptera, Drosophilidae.